AUGGGAGCCAAGGAUUCAAAAUCGGCUCUUGUUGAGUACGGCAACUACGAUUUGAAGACACGUCUGAAGGAGGCCAAGUGCACCAAGCGAUUGUCUUGCACUACGCUCCAACUUUCUACCAUUCCCAAGGAGAUACCGAAAUGGCACCACUUCGAGCGGCUGGAGCACCUCGACCUGAGCAAGAACAAGCUGGCCGACCUCCCCAUUGAAUUCGACCUCCUGGCCAAGAACCUGCGGCACCUCGAGCUGCAGUCCAACAACUUCUCCACCUUCCCCCAGGUCGUGCUCAAGCUCUCCAAGCUGGAGAUCCUCAACCUCAACAACAACAAGCUCACCAUGGAGACCUUUCCCACCGACGAGUUCAGUGCGAUGACGAGCCUGCAGAAGCUGCACCUGUGCUCCAACCACUUCCACGCGCUGCCCUACACGCAGCUCUCCGAGCUGGCCUUCAAGCACGCCCUCCACUGGCUCUCCAUCCAGCAGAACUACCUCGACCUCAGCGAAAUGCACGAUUUCCUGGAGCAGAUGGAGCGGAGUCAGUGCCGGGUGUCGUAUUGCCAUCAGCACAUUCCCCAGGUGGUGUGGAAGGACCCCUCGGGCAACUCCUCCGCCGCCAUCUAUCUCGGCGGCGUGCAUUCGGCCGAGAAUGUAAAGUGGCUGGAGGUGAAUCGAAUAAUCAACGUGCUCUCGGUGGGCGAGUUCCCGUUCAAGUCGGAGAAGAUCGGGGUCAAGCGACCGAAGCGAACAAAAACGGACGACCAGGAGGCGGCGGAGAGCGGUGCACCACCAAACGACGAAAACGACGACGACGAGGUGAUCGAUGGCGACGACGGCAGCAACAACAACGAAGACGACGAAGAGGCCAAGCGGGAGGCCAAGAAGGAGGCCUCCGUCAAGAGCCUCACCCGGCGGAUAUACCCGCCCCAUUUCAAGCAUGUAUUUAUAGAGAUCGACGAUGUCCCAUCGGCUGACCUGAUGCCGCACCUGGACCGAACCAACGACUUCAUCAAGGAGGUCAUCGGCUCCAACCAACGCAUCCUCAUCCACUGCACGAGCGUGGUGAUAGCGUACCUCAUCUCCGAGGUGGGGAUGAACUACGAAAAGGCCUUCAUGUCCCCGAACGAGGGGUUCGUGCAUCAGCUGCGAAAGUACCACAGACGACUCAAGAAGGCGCGCGAACUCGCUGCCGGCGAGCAGCAACUGCUCGAGAGCCAGGACAGCAACCUCGACGACUAA
Messenger RNA from Acanthamoeba castellanii str. Neff, 1236 nucleotides. Its product is annotated as leucinerich repeat protein. The record is from RefSeq and is a predicted model, not a curated record. Gene Ontology annotation, molecular function: protein tyrosine/serine/threonine phosphatase activity; protein binding. Lineage: Eukaryota; Discosea; Longamoebia; Acanthamoebidae. The transcript has 8 exons. Bases 1 to 1236 code for a protein of 411 amino acids. Gene Ontology annotation, biological process: protein dephosphorylation.